AUGUCAGAUAUCACCAUCACCAACAGCAACGUCUGCGCGUCUGCCAGAAAACGUCCCUUUACGAUACAGGGUGCCCUCGAUGAACGAUCUCCAGAUAAGAUUACGGUAUGGGGACGCAAAGGUACAACUUCGGCGCUUGGAGGUAUUGCGUGUCUCGCGAUGAUGGUAGUCUGCCCGAUGAUCACGAUUUUCUGGUGGACCUCGCUGAGUCAUUAUGAUGGUUCUCUUUACCGUGCUGGCGUGUCCAUGGUGAAUACUGGAUUGAUACCGUUCUUCAUUCAGAAUACACCAGGAACAACUCUGCCUGUCGUGACUGUAUAUGCAUGCUGGACCCUGUCGCAUGUCAUCCUCUACUCUUUCUUGCCAGGGACGCGAUGCAAGGGCCAGCUCACGCCAGCGGGAAAUCUGUUGGAAUACAAGAUAAAUGGCUUCCUUGCGUGUAUUAUGUCGCUAAUACUGGCUGGAGGGCUUCACAUUUACGGGCUCUUUGAUUUGGCCUUCGUGGCUCAAAACUGGGGGAGUUUUGUAUGCCUGUUUAAUAUCUACGGCUUGCUACUGGCAUUGGUAUUCUACAUAAAAGCCCAUGUCUCUCCUACUCACCCUGAGGACAGGAAAUUUAGUGGAUCUAUAUUUUACGAUUUCUAUAUGGGCAUAGAAUUUAACCCCCGCCUCGGUUCGGAUUGGGACAUGAAACUCUUCCACAAUGGGCGUCCAGGCAUGAUUGGGUGGUUGAUAGUUGACAUGUGCUUUGCUGCAUGGCAAUAUAAGCAGUACGGAUAUAUCACCAACUCAAUGAUUAUUACUAGCUUCCUUCAUGCGGUAUACGUCAUUGACUUCUUUUGCAAUGAAGGCUGGUACCUAAAGACGCUCGACAUGUGCCAUGACCACUUCGGGUUUUACUUCUCUUGGGGCAUUGCUGCGUGGCUUCCCGUGAUGUAUACUCUUCAAACACAGUAUCUGGCCUCCCACCCAGUCGACCUUUCCAACUGGACCGCAGCGUUGAUCUUGACGACCGGAGUGUCAGGAUACGUCCUAUUUCGUGCGGCAAACCAUCAGAAAUACAUCUCCCGCGCCACGAAUGGAAAUUGUAAAAUAUGGGGUAAACCUCCCCAAUUUAUCCGUGCUAAGUAUAAGACCGCGGAAGGGUCCAUGCAUGAAUCCCUCUUGUUAUGCUCAGGCUGGUGGGGGCUUGUUCGUCAUGCCAAUUACCUCGGUGAUUUGAUUCUUUCGUACUCUAUGUGUGCUUCUUGUGGAUUCACGAAUUUGCUUCCCUGGACGUAUGCAAUUUACAUGACAAUAUUGCUUGUCCAUCGAUGCUAUCGCGACGAAGUGAGGUGCUACAAUAAGUAUGGAAAAGCUUGGAAGGAAUACUGUGCAAAGGUUCCGUACCGAAUCGUCCCAGGAAUUUUCUAG
Messenger RNA from Nannizzia gypsea CBS 118893, 1413 nucleotides. RefSeq names its product 7-dehydrocholesterol reductase. Lineage: Eukaryota; Fungi; Ascomycota; Eurotiomycetes; Onygenales; Arthrodermataceae. The record is from RefSeq and is a predicted model, not a curated record. Bases 1 to 1413 code for a protein of 470 amino acids. Gene Ontology annotation, biological process: cholesterol biosynthetic process; brassinosteroid biosynthetic process. Gene Ontology annotation, cellular component: endoplasmic reticulum membrane. The transcript has 5 exons. Gene Ontology annotation, molecular function: 7-dehydrocholesterol reductase activity.